Moneuplotes crassus is the source of this 494-nucleotide messenger RNA. The record is from the annotation of a GenBank genome assembly. Lineage: Eukaryota; Ciliophora; Spirotrichea; Euplotida; Euplotidae.
GGAUUGAAAAAAUAAAGUAAAAUGUCAACCCAAAACAUUCGUAUCCCUCUUCUAAAUCUCGAAGCAUCUGAUGUAGAUUCUCAGGCAAGGCUUUGCUUAAGUGAGAAAGAUGUGCAAAAACACACAAGGAAUUAUUUCAAAGCUGAAACCACUACCGCUUCCUCAUGUGGACAAGACUUGAAUACUAUCAGGGAAGAAGAAAGCAAAUUUGAAAAUGAGUCUGAUCUUACAGACCUGGACCUUGUCUUGAUUCCUCAAGAGAAAGAUUCCCAGGAUCAUUCAGUGGAGAGAUCUAUUAAAUCACUUCAAUGAACAGUCAAGCCCCUCACUCACAACUUGAUUAGGAAGCCAAACAAAAGGAGGUUCUCUGAUAAGCAAGCCUUAUCCUCACAGAUGGCGGUUGCUUGGAAGAGAGCAGUUGCUGGAAACCCCCGCUCUUGCAAGAACUAAGCUGGGUGGUCCCAGUAUAUACAUAAUUUAUACCCCUAAUAAUA